CGAUAGCAGAGACCAAAUGGCAGGAACAAAGAACCAGAGGGUUUCGUCUAUCAAACAAAGCAGCGGAAGUAAUGAUAUGCGAUUUUCGUAGGCUGGGUUGAGGUCUUUGCCCGCUGUGGUUCGUCCCCAUCCAGGAGUGCCUUGGCCAGAUCCAAUCGAGAUGCUCAAGUCUCUCCCAAGCAUAGAAGGCCCUAAGCUGAAGCCUUUCCAACGCGGCCGUGAUGUGGCAAUCCAGUUCCAGGGCCAAGUCGGCAGCGGAGCCCAUUCCUAUGUUUGGAAAGUCUCCAUUGACGGCCAAAUCUAUGCGCUGAAGAUGUUCCGCUUCACCCAUCCCAUAGCAUUCGCUCGAUGGCUGCAACCGGCCCGCCUCAAACAGCGCGGCGUCACCUGCACGGCCCAGAGAGAACUGCAACAGCUGGAGCCGUUCAGCUGCGAGUGCCGUGCUUUCGCCAGGCUGAAAGAGGCUGGCGAAGAAGCCGUUGCGGUCGGCUGCCACGGGUAUCUCCUACUCACGAGAAACCAGGAGGACGAGCUCGCGCGGCGAGGGCUGGACGACUGGGUAGACAGGUUCUACGAGGACGAGGAUAACUACCCCGUCGAGAGGGGUCCGAUCCGCGCUAUCGUCAAGGAAUACAUCGAGGACGGCGAGCCCUUCCGGCGGCCCAUGGUGCCCAGGAUGCAGCGCGACUUCCUCGCGCUGCACCGGUGCGGCAUCGCCCACAGGGACACGUGGGCCAAGAAGUUCCGGGGAGGCAAGGUCGUGGAUUUCAGCACCUCCUGGACGGUGCCGCACCACAUGCUCGAUCUCGCGGGCGGCGACAGGAGCCCGGGGAGGAUCUACGAGCACGCUGGCCUCGAUGCCAUUUAUUUCGACCGCAUGAUAGACGAAUGGAACGAGCGACACGGGUACAUGAUAUGGAGCAGGAUCACGCCCAAUGUGAUGUACUACAAGCGCCUGCGCGGCUGGAGAGGGAGAUGGGAUACUCGAUCUCUCAGGGAUAUGAUGAAAGUCCAUCCGGCAGAUUACGAUUGGGAAGCGCCUCCACACACAUCGAAAUAAGUAAGGGUGCAACUUCUUCUUUCCCAGCAUUUUCGGUCUCUAGUGAUGUAGACUAGACGUAUACAAGUAAACUGCAUUCGUUGCUGCUGCCUGAAACAAUGCUAGAAGAAAGCGUAUGGUAACGAUCAACUAAUCA
Messenger RNA from Truncatella angustata, 1196 nucleotides. Its product is annotated as kinetochore Sim4 complex subunit FTA2-domain-containing protein. The transcript has 2 exons. NCBI's taxonomy places the organism in Eukaryota, Fungi, Ascomycota, Sordariomycetes, Amphisphaeriales, Sporocadaceae. The record is from RefSeq and is a predicted model, not a curated record. Bases 161 to 1060 code for a protein of 299 amino acids.